UCAUAGAUUUAAAUGUAAGACAUAAAGCUAGAAAAUGUGUAGAAGAAAAUCUCUGGGGACUAGUGACAGAGUCAAGAGUCCUUAUAUAUCAGUGAAGCGUUCUUAUAUAUGAACUUUGUGGAUAAGAGAAGAAAAAUUGACAUUUUAGGCUGUGUCAAAAUCAAAACUUUAUGCUCUACAAAAGUUUCUGAGAGGAGAAUAAAAAGACAACCUACAGACUAGGAAAAAGUGCCACCCACAUAUCUUGCAAAGGACUUGAAUCUAGAAUAGAUAAAGAAUUCUCAAAAUUGCACAAGAAAUAAAAACUUAUGAAAACAAAAAUCUAAUUGUAAAAUGGGCAAAAGACAUGAACAGAUAUUUUAUUAAAGAGGAGAUGGAUAUGGUGAAUAAACACACAAAAAGAUGUUCAACUUUAUUAGCCGUCAGGAAAUGCAAGUUAAAGCCAUAAUGAGAUGCUACUGUCCACCUAUCAGUAUAGCUAAAACGAAAACUGUUGAUGGUAGCAAAUGUUGUCGAGGACGCAGAGACAUGGAAUCACUGAUGCACUGCUGUUAGAAAUAAAAAGUGGUACAGUCACUCUGGGAAACAGUUUGGCAGUGUCUUAUACUAAAAACACUUUGAUAUGCACUUACCAUACAAUCGAGCAAUUGCAUUCCUAGGCAUUCAUCCCAGAGAAAUACAACUUAUGUCAUGGAGCAAGACCCUGUCUCAAAAAACAGACAGACAAACUUGUGUCCACCCAAAAACCUGUACGUGGUUUUUCAUAACAACUUUGUUUGUAAUAGUCAAAAACUGGGAUCAAUCCAAAUAUCCUUUGGCAAUGAAUGGUUAAACAAACUGUCAUCUAUCUGUAUCAUGAAGUACUUCUCAGCAAUAUAAAGGAAUGAACUACGGAUACACAUAGCAACUUAGAUGGAUCUCAGGGAAAUUACAGUGAGUGAAAAAAGCCAAUCUCAAAAGGUUACACGUGCAUGAUUCCACUUAUAUAACAUUCACACAAUGACAACCUUAUAGAGGUGGAAAGCAGAUUAACACUUGCCAGGAUUUAAAGAUGGGACAGAAGAAGGAAGGGAAAUGGGUGUGACUAUAAAGAGGUGACACCGAGGACUUUGUAGGUGACAUAAUAGCUGGGUAUUUUAAUUGUUGUAGUGGUUACAUAAAUCUAUAUAUAGUAUAAAAUUGCAUCUCUCUAAUGACCAGUGAUGAUGAGCUUUUUUUCAUGUGUUUGUUGGCUGCAUAAAUGUCUUCUUUUGAGAAGUGUCUGUUCAUAUCCUUUGCCCACUUUUUGAUGGGGUAUUGCCACAAUAUUCACAAUAGCAAAGACUUGGAAGCAACCCAAAUACUCAUUAAUGAUAGACUGGAUAAAGAAAAUAUGGCACAUAUACACCUUGGAAUACCAUACAGCCAUGAAAAAGAAUGAGUUUAUUCUUUCCACCAUUUUUCCACACCACUGCAAUGGUGCAUAUGAAUGUCUUGGCUGAUGCUCUCAAGAGCAUCAACAAUGCCAGAAAGAGAGGCAAACGCCAGGUGCUUAUUAGGCUGUGCUCCAAAGUCAUCAUCCGGUUUCUCACUGUGAUGAUGAAGCAUGGUUACAUUGACAAAUUUGAAAUCAUCGAUGAUCACAGAGCUGGGAAAAUUGUGAACCUCCCAGGCAGGCUAAACAAGUGUGGAGUGAUCAGCCCCAGAUUUGAUGUGCAACUCAAAGAUCUGAAAAAAUGGCAGAAUAAUCUGCUUCCAUCCUGCCAGUUUGGUUUCAUUGUACUGACAACCUCAGCUGGCAUCAUGGACCAUGAAGAAGCAAAAUGAAAACGCAUGGGAGAGAAAAUCCUGGGAUUCUUUUUCUAGUGAUGUAAUACAUGUAUUUACAAACAAAAUGCCUCAUGGAAAAAAAAAAAAGAAUGAGUUCAUGUCCCCUGCAGGGACAUGGAUGAAGCUAGAAACCAUCAUUCUCAGCAAACUAACGCAAGAACAGAAAACCAAACACCACAUGAUCUCACUCAUAAGUGGGAGUUGUCUAUAAGAACACAUGGACACAGGGAGGGAACAUCACACACCGGGGCCUGUCGGGGGUUGAGGGGCUAGGAGAGGGUUAGCAUUAGGAGAAAUACCUAAUGUAGAUGACGGGUUGAUGAGUGCGGCAAACCACCAUGGCACGUGUAUACCUAAGUAACAAACUUGCAUGUUCUGCACAUGUAUCCCAGAACUUAAAAUAUAUUUUUUUUUAAUCUCGUGAAACUACACAUAGAGACAAACACAUACACAGAGGUAAACACUAUGAAUUCUGAACAAAGCCUGUAAUGUAGUUAAAAGUACUGUGCAGAUGUCAGUUUUCUGCUCUUGAUACUGUACAUUUACAUAAAAUGUAGCCAGAUGGGCAGUGGCUCAUGCCUGUAAUCACAGCACUUUGAGAGGUUGAGGCAGCUGGAUCAUUUGAGGUCAGGAGUUCAAGACCAGCCUGGCCAAUGUGGCAAAACCCUUUCGCUACUGAAAGUACAAAAAUUAGCCAGGUGGGGUGGUACAUGCCUGUAAUCCCAACUAUUCAGGAGGCGGAGUCAUGAGAAUCACUUAAACCAGGGAGGUGGAGUUUGCAAUAACCUGAGAUCAGCGCCAUGCACCCAGCAUGGGUGGCAGAGCGAGACUUUGUCUCCGAAUAAAAAUAGAAUAAAAUAAAAUGUUGAGAAUUGGGGAAGCAGGGUGAAGGAUAUUUUGGACUGUUUGUACUCUUUUUACAAUUUAUUUUUUAUUCUUUUUAAUCCACUCACCUGCACACAGAUAUAUGUGCAGUUCCUUGUAGUUGAUGAUUAUUUCAAAGUUUUAGAAGUCUAUUAAACAAUAUGUAUACUACAACUAUGUAUAAAUAAUUUUAAUUUGAUGCCUAUAACUUGCUUAGGUAGCAAUAUUUGUUAUACAGCAGGCACUUUAUUAAAGAAGCUCUCCUUUUUCCCCUUAACCUUAUGGAUAUGAUGAAUCUUAUACCUCAUCAUGCUUCCUCCUUAGCUUGUGGCCUGAAACAGCACCUCUGUUGACUCUGGUAUACUAGGUUAUAUAUUUCUGUGUGUGAAGCUCACCCUUGGCCUUAUUAAGAUUCAAUCUUUAUUUUUCUUGUGCCUUACCUUUCUUAAUCCUUAAAUGUACCAUUAAUACAUUUAAGGAUUAAGCUACCAGGAUGUUCACCAUAAGGUGACUUGUGUUGGCAAAAAUUCAAAAAUAACCAAAGUAUUCAAAAUGGUAGUGAUUAGCUACCAUAGAUGUUGUACCUCUCACUUACAUAUAUGCUUGGAAGCCAUCUUACAUAUCUUGUGGAAGGUGUUGGAGUGGAGGGUACGGAGCAAGUGUUGAUGGGUUCCCUCAUUCUCCACCAUGACUUGGCACCAAAGAGGACCCUUCCCUGUUUCUGUAGCAGACAGAUCUCUCGAAGAGAGCCCACUCUGCUUCAAGCAGAGUUCCUUUUAAGGAGACCUAAUAAAGAAAUGGCAGAAUCACUUAAUGCAUUCAGCACUUGAUUCCUCAAGUGACUAUUAGCUGCUCUGUGUAAAGCCCACAGCAAAGUCUUAAUCUUCAACCAGCUUUCACCCAUCAUCCAGCUGGUUUUUGCUUAGGAAAUUAAAGUUGAUGUUUGUAAGUAACUAAGCAAGAUACAAUUAGGAAGGAACUCUGUGUUUCAAAGGAGGUAUGUGAUAUAUUCCAAAAAUAAGUAGUUAUCCCAGAUUGUAACCUGAAUUUUAAAAAAUCAAUUUUAGCAAUUAGUUAUAAUAUAUUGUUAGGGUAAUUGAUCAGACAUGUUUUUCUUCCAUUGAAAAGUACUGUCAUUGAAAAAAAGACAUGAAACUUAUAUUUCCUAAACAUUAAUAGUGGAAAAAAACAUAUGCAAAUAAGUAUGAAGAUAUUUUCUCUGGCUCUUGAAUGGGAUCAAGAUAUGUAUGUUCUGGUAUAUAUGCUUAAAAUCCUUCCACCUGGUCAAAAUGCUUUCAAAGAGAAAGAAUAGCUGAUGCCUCUUGUUCAGACUGGAAAGUAUUGUGAUUACACUGAAAAGCAUGGCCCCUCUUGAAGUUUGGUUUUUUACUUCUUUUAUUCGAGUAUAAAGCAAGAAGGAGGUUUCUCUAAGAUGUCCUGAUAGAAGCUUUUGAAUGAUCUGCAGAGGUAGCAUUGAGGUGAAUGGAGUCCAUCAAGAUUUGCCAGAAGUAUGAAAUAAUUAUCGAAAGGAUUCCAUUAGAGACGAAAGCUGCCUCGACUAAUAGAGACGGAAAAGGCUGACCCUUUUCGGGCUCUUAACUCUCUCUAAUGGAUGGCCUUACGUUGAAAUCAAGACUCAACUGGAUCAUUGAUUCUUAAAGAAAAAAUAUUGAGCAUAGUGGCAUAUAAGCAAAAGCUGGAAAAGUGGUCACAUAGAUUUAUCUUUCAGUGAUAGCUUGAAAUGAAAAGUAUAUUUUUUACCUUUUUCCGAGCUCACAGGAAUGGAGGCUAAACAAUGUGAUAUAGUCUCAUAAAGUAAAAAAUAGUUUUAAUAAAGAAACAAAAGUCUUACUUCAACAAAUACAGCAUGUUUCCACUCCACAAAAAGGAAGCUACAGGUUUUUUUGGAUAGGUGUCAUUACGUGUUACCAGUUAGAUAACACGGAGUGUUCUUUGGCUGGUCUUUGACCCAUGGGUCAAAUCCUGCACUUGACUCUGAAGGGAUCAUGGAAGUGCUGCUCCUGCAUGAGCAUUGGAGCUGUAUAUUGCAGUGCAUGCUUCAGUAGCCCACGUGCACAGCACAUACUCCAUAUGGACCAGGCUGAGUCAUGCAAGGCACGCACGCCUCACUAGGGCAAACAGCAUCAAAUCCCUGAAAUUAUCUACAAUAUCCUGCAUUUGUUGACAACAGUGACUGAUGCCUCUGCCUUGGUUGUUCCAUAGCACUUCAUUACUGCUGGGUAGAAGUGUUCUGAGUGUCCAUUUGGUAAUUAAGUAGUUUGUUAUGAAGGAGAAAUUGCUAAUAAGAAAUGAAGAUACUGCCGUUGUCUGAGCGUAGGGUCCGCGGAAGUCAUGGAUGUCAAAGAGAGAAGCAAAACCGCAGAUGAGGCAUUUUGGUUGUCAUUUAUGUUAAUAUUAGGUUGUUCCUGAUGAGCAAGAAGUGGCCAGUAGGAUGAAGGUUGAUGCAAAGAACUUAUUUUUAGAUCUCAAACAUAGCA
This is a messenger RNA of Callithrix jacchus (white-tufted-ear marmoset), 5171 nucleotides long. Lineage: Eukaryota; Metazoa; Chordata; Mammalia; Primates; Cebidae. The record is from RefSeq and is a predicted model, not a curated record.